Messenger RNA from Andrographis paniculata, 3290 nucleotides. Its product is annotated as protein argonaute 4. The record is from RefSeq and is a predicted model, not a curated record. The transcript is spliced from 24 exons. The coding region runs from base 204 to 2945 and encodes 913 amino acids. Gene Ontology annotation, biological process: regulatory ncRNA-mediated post-transcriptional gene silencing. Gene Ontology annotation, cellular component: cytoplasm. NCBI's taxonomy places the organism in Eukaryota, Viridiplantae, Streptophyta, Magnoliopsida, Lamiales, Acanthaceae. Gene Ontology annotation, molecular function: RNA binding; protein binding.
AAACUGUCCCUUUAAUUUCGAACGUCCUUCUCUCUAUCCACAGCACAAUUCUCCUCGCUCUCCAACCCCCACCCCCCACCCCCUCUUUCUCUCUCUAGGAUUUUGGUACAGUGUGAACGAAAUCGGGUUAGAGGGAUCCGCCUUCUGCAGCAGCUUUUAACAGCGGAAGAUUUUUGAGAAACUAGUGAGAACGAAACUAGGCUAUGGAUCCCUCUGAAAAGGACGGAGAUGGCGUCACCGGAGCGGCUGAGUCCUUACCCCCACCUCCACCAGUCGCCCCUGAUGUUACUCCGAUCAAAGCUCAGGAGCCGGAAGUGAAGAAGACGUUCCGGAACCCAAUGGCGAGACGAAGCCUAGGAACCAAGGGUACUAAGGUUCCUAUUCUGACAAAUCACUUCAAAGUGUCUGUGAGCAACGUCGACGGACAGUUCUUCCACUACAGUGUUGCCAUAUUUUAUGAAGAUGGUCGUCCUGUUGAUGCCAAGGGCGUAGGCAGGAGAGUUCUCGACAGGGUUCAUGAGACAUAUGAUACUGAAUUAGGCGGUAAACAAUUCGCCUAUGAUGGAGAGAAGAGCCUGUUCACUGUUGGAGCCCUCCCGAGGAACAAACUUGAAUUUACUGUGGUUCUGGAGGAUGUCACCUCCAGUAGGAACAAUGGCAAUGCUAGCCCAGGAAGCCCUAAUGAAGGCGACAAGAAAAGGAUAAGGCGCCCCUAUCGCUCUAAGACAUUCAAAGUCGAAAUCAGUUAUGCUGCAAAGAUCCCAAUGCAGGCCAUAGCGAAUGCUCUUCGUGGCCAGGAAUCCGAGAACUCUCAAGAAGCAUUCCGAGUUCUUGACAUCAUCUUAAGGCAGCACGCAGCAAAACAGGGUUGCUUGCUGGUACGUCAAUCAUUUUUCCAUAAUGAUCCGAAGAACUUUGCUGAUGUUGGAGGUGGUGUUCUUGGAUGCCGCGGCUUCCAUUCUAGCUUCAGGACCACCCAAAGUGGCCUGUCUCUGAACAUCGAUGUCUCUACUACUAUGAUUAUACAACCUGGUCCUGUGGUUGAUUUUCUGAUUGCUAACCAAAAUGUGAGGGAUCCCUUUUCGAUUGACUGGGCGAAGGCCAAACGCACUCUGAAGAAUCUGAGGGUGACUACUAGCCCUACUAACCAGGAGUACAAAAUCACUGGAUUGAGCGAGAAGCCCUGCCGGGAGCAACUGUUCACCCUGAAGCAGAAAGGCGGGAGUGCAAAUGGCGAUGGCCAGACGACUGAAGUGACUGUUUAUGAUUACUUUGUCCAACACCGUAACAUUGAACUGCGAUACUCUGCUGAUCUACCCUGCAUCAAUGUUGGAAAACCAAAGCGUCCCACAUUCUUCCCAAUUGAGCUCUGCUCGCUGGUGUCAUUGCAACGAUAUACUAAAGCUCUGUCAACAUUCCAACGAUCCUCUCUGGUGGAGAAAUCUAGGCAGAAGCCACAGGAGAGGAUGAAUGUUCUCACCAAUGCUUUGAAAAUCAACAACUAUGAUGCUGAGCCUAUGCUCCGUGCCUGUGGGGUUUCUAUAGUACGCAACUUCACUCAGGUUGAAGGGCGUGUCCUCCCAACACCUAAGCUCAAAGUUGGUAAUGGAGAAGAUCUGUUUGCAAGGAAUGGAAGAUGGAACUUCAACAACAAGAAAUUUGUUAAUGCUUGUCGGAUAGAAAAAUGGGCUGUGGUUAACUUCUCGGCACGAUGUGAUGCUCAGAACCUUGUCCGAGAAUUGAAAAAAUGUGGUGGUGCUAAAGGAAUUUUCGUUGAAGAUCCAUUCGAUGUUUUUAUGGAAAAUGGGCAGUACCGGCGAGCUCCUCCACAGGUUAGGGUGGAGAAAAUGUUUGAAGAGGUGCAGAGCAAGCUCCCUGGCCCACCAAAGUUUCUGCUCUGUCUGCUUCCCGAGCGGAAGAACUGUGAUGUUUAUGCUCCAUGGAAACGGAAGAACUUGUCGGAUUUUGGUGUUGUCACUCAAUGUCUCUCACCUACUCGGGUUAAUGAUCAGUACUUGACAAAUCUUCUGCUGAAGAUAAAUGCGAAGCUUGGUGGGUUGAACUCUGUACUGGCUGGCGAGAUACAACCCUCACUUCCAAUGGUGUCCAAGGUCCCUACCCUUAUCCUUGGUAUGGAUGUAUCUCAUGGUUCUCCUGGACACUCGGACAUUCCAUCCAUUGCUGCGGUUGUUAGCUCUAGGCAGUGGCCAUCAAUUUCCCGUUACCGAGCUGCUGUUCGCACCCAGUCGCCUAAAGUUGAAAUGAUUGAUUCCCUGUACAAGCGAGUGUCUGAUACCGAGGAUGCUGGUAUUAUGAGGGAAUCACUUAUCGAUUUCUACACCAGUUCUGGAAAAAGGAAGCCUGACCAAAUCAUCAUAUUCAGAGAUGGUGUUAGUGAAUCCCAGUUCAAUCAGGUCCUCAACUUGGAACUGAAUCAAAUCAUACAGGCUUGCAAGUUUCUUGAUGAGAAGUGGAAUCCGAAAUUCGUGGUGAUUAUUGCCCAGAAAAAUCACCACACCAAGUUUUUCCAGCCUAAUUCUCCAGACAAUGUGCAGCCAGGAACUAUCAUUGACAACAAAGUUUGUCACCCCAGGAACAAUGAUUUCUACUUGUGUGCUCAUGCUGGGAUGAUUGGAACCAGUAGGCCAACUCAUUACCAUGUACUGCAUGAUGAGGUCGGCUUUACAGCCGAUGACCUUCAGGAGCUUGUGCACUCACUCUCUUAUGUUUAUCAGCGAAGCACGACUGCUAUAUCUGUUGUUGCCCCAAUUUGCUAUGCUCACUUGGCGGCCACGCAGUUGGGACAGUGGAUGAAAUACGAGGAUGCAUCAGAAACGUCGUCGAGCCACAACGAGGCGGGUUCAGGUGCCAAUGCCAAUGCCCCACCAGUGCCAGCCAUGCCUAAGCUCAAUGAGAGUGUAUGCAACUCCAUGUUUUUCUGCUGAUAGGGACAAGAGAGAGAGAGGGACCAAGCAAGCCACCCUUUUUUUUUUUAUUAUUAUUGUUAGUGGGGUAUUAUCUAUAUAUAUAUAUGUCUAGGUGGUGGUUACUCUUUUUAUCUAUUAUGCUAUGUUACGGUUAUGGUUAUGGUUGGGAAGAGACAUGGGGAGUGCCGCCAGUGGUGUUUUGUUCUGUGGUGGAUCUAUCUAUCUAUAUCUAUCUGUCUAUGUGUCUAGUGAGUAAUUAACUAUGCCUAUGCCUAUGCUAUGGUUGAAGGAUGUUGACUUUGGAGUUGGCCUGUGAAUCAUCUUUCUUUCGUCAUUGCUAAUGCUUCAUUUAUAUUUUGUCUA